UGCUUACCAGUGUACAUGCAGAGGCCAGAGGGAAAUGUCAGGUGUCUUCCCCUCUCACUCUUCAUCUUAUUCCCUUGAGACAGGGUCCCUUGCUGAAUCUGGAGCUAUGAUGGCAGCAGAAAGCCCCAGGGAUUUGUCCUAUCUCCGUCCCUCACAGUGCUGGGUUACAGGUCCUAGCGGGCUAUUGACUUUGGUCACAUCAGUGUCAUAGAGUCUUCACAGCCUGUUUGAUCUGGUGCUUGCUGGACCUGACCCCCUACAGUGAACACAAGCUGCUGUCUUCUGUCUUCACAGCUAACUCAGCGCUCAGGAGGAGUUGAUGAGGACGUGGUGCUCAGACUUGGUUCUCCUGGGCUCUUUUGAGGGUAUUUGUGCUGCCUCUGGAGCCGCAGGGUCUUGGGCUGCCAGAAGAUACGAAAAUGAGUGUGAAUGUCAAUUGGUGCUAAAGGAAAUGCUGGAACGGCUGAACAAGGAAGCUGAUGAAGCCUUAUUGCGUAACCUGCACCUUCAGUUGGAAGCCCAGUUUCUGCAGGCAGAUAUCAGUGUGGCCAAGGACAGGUACAAAAAGAAUCUUCUGGAAAUUCAGACCUACAUCACCAUCCUGCAGCAGAUCAUACAGACUGCUCCUCAAGUGUCCCUGGUCACGGGUGGGAUGAGGGAGGAGAAGCUGCUCACAGAACGGGAAGUAGCUGCCCUGAGGAACCAGCUGGAUGAGGGCCGGGAGGCAGUCACCCACCUGCAGGCACAGAAAGCUGAGCUGCAGGCCCAGACAACAGCCCUGGAACAAGCUAUUAAGCAUGCUCAUGAGUGCUACGAUGACGAGAUCCAGCUUUAUAAUGGGCAGAUCGAAAACCUCCGGAAGGAGAUAGAGGAGGCUGAGCGGUCUCUGGAGAGGUCGUCCUAUGACUGCAGGCAGCUGGCUGUGGCCCAGCAGACCCUGAGGAACGAGCUAGACCGGUAUCAUCGGAUCAUUGAGAUUGAAGGCAACAGGUUGAGCUCCGUUUUCAUAGAGACUCCCAUCUCUUUGAUCACCCCAAGCCAUGGGGCCUCUCUCAGCCUUGGAUCCAAUGUGAAAGAUCUUACCAGGGCUGUGCAGGAUAUUACAGCAGCUAAACCCAGACAGAAGGCCCUCCCCAAGAGCCUUCCAAAAAGAAAGGAGAUUAUAGCUCAAGAUAAAGUGGACGAAACUCUGGAAGAUGCACCAUUAAAAACUCUACAAGAGCCAAAGGCAGUGCAGGGGGAGCUUACAGGAGAUGGAGACUCUCAGCUGGGAGCAGGGGGCGGACAUGAAGUAAGUCCAACACAAGAAGGCGGUCCUGAGGACGUGCCAGAUGGGAGCCAGAUAAGCAAAGCCUUUGGGAAACUUUGCAAAGUAGUCAAAGAGAGAGUGAGCGGCCACAAAGAGCCUGUGCCAGAGCCACCCGCGGACCUCUUCACCAAAGGACGGCAUAUACUGGUCACAGGGGAAUCUAGUUUUGUUGACCCCGAGUUCUACUCCUCCUCCAUCCCAGCUAGAGGUGGGGUGGUGGUUUCCAUUGAGGAAGACUCUAUGCAUCAUGAUGGCCAUGUGGAGCCCUCUCCUGGACAGCCCAUGCCACCUGUGGAGAAUGGUCAGGGGGUUCCCCAGGGCAGGGAAGGUGCCCACUCAAACCAUCAACAGGUUACAGACAAGAAUGGGAUAAGAGCCAAGGAACCGAAAGAUCUGGAGGAAAAAGAUGAUGACAGCAGGAAGGACGAUGAGGCGGGCAGGAGACCCUGUCCUGUGAUCAUACCUGGUCCUGAUGGACCAUCUACGACCCAUUCACAAACGUCUGGGUCCAAUCAGGGUGGACCAGAGGGGCCUGGGAGUAAGAGCAGUAGCCUGCUGGCCAAGAGCCCUUCGAAGGCUUUGUCUUUUAAGAAGGUAGAGGUGGUGGAAUCCAUUGAGAAGAUUUCGACAGAGAGUAUUCAGACGUAUGAAGAAACUUCUGUAAUUGUGGAGACGGUGAUUGGGAAGACAAAGGGUAACAAGAAACCGGGAGAGAAGAGCUCCUCAAAUGCCAAGGCUUGAAGGAAGAGAGUGUCUGGGGCCAGUAGGGGAAGUGCUUUGAGAUAGCUUCCUGUUUGGAUUAGAUCAUAGUUGACCUGUCUGGCGGACGACCUUCAUUAAACUGCUUUAUUUUUGCUUGCA
This is a messenger RNA of Rattus norvegicus (Norway rat), 2170 nucleotides long. The record is from RefSeq and is a predicted model, not a curated record. NCBI's taxonomy places the organism in Eukaryota, Metazoa, Chordata, Mammalia, Rodentia, Muridae.